Molecule: messenger RNA, 1653 nt
Organism: Aureobasidium vineae
Lineage: Eukaryota; Fungi; Ascomycota; Dothideomycetes; Dothideales; Saccotheciaceae
Source: the annotation of a GenBank genome assembly
AUGGCAACCUCAGCGAACCGCACCGUCCUCGCCGAACGACCAACCACAGCACCAACAAAAGCACGCGGGCCCACAGCGCCCAUCGACCCAGAUGCCACCGAGAUCAAGAGACGCGCCCUCGUCGCACAAAAGCAGUAUGGAAGAGGAGAUAAGAUCUCGACCCGCGGCGUGCAAGAUCGAAAACUGCGCGGCAAUCUGAGAGCGUUGGAGAACAAGUACAAGGACGCCGCCGUCCAGGCAAAAGACGCCGAGAUUCUGCUCGAAAACACGAGUGGCUUCCUGGAGACCGAGGGCGAGCUCGAGAGGACAUACAAAGUCAGGCAGGAUGAGAUUCAGAGCGAGGUCGGCAUCGAGACGGCAAAGAAGGGCUUUGAGUUGAGGCUGGACGGCAUGGGUCCUUACAAUGUCGACUACACGCGCAACGGUGUGCACAUGCUGCUCUCGGGUCGCAAGGGUCACGUCGCCACCAUGGACUGGAGAAAGGGCAAGCUGGGCUGCGAGCUGCAACUAGGCGAAACCGUGCGCGAUGCAAAGUGGCUGCACAACAACCAGUUCUUCGCCGUCGCCCAGAAGAAAUACGUCUACGUCUACGACCACCAGGGUGUUGAGAUCCAGACGCUGCAAGACCAUAUCGACGUCACACACAUGGAGUUCCUGCCCUUCCAUUUCCUCCUCACCACCAUUGGAAACGCCGGCUGGUUGAAGUACCAAGAUACCUCGACCGGCAAGCUCGUCGCUCAGAUUCCUACAAAGCAAGGUGCACCCACUGCCUUUGGCCAAAACCCUCACAACGCCAUCCUACACGUUGGACAUCAGAACGGCACAGUCAGCAUGUGGUCUCCCAACGACCAAAAGCCCCUCGUUAAAGUCCUCGCCCACAGAGGCCCCGUGCGCUCACUGGCUAUGGAUAGAGAAGGCCGCUACAUGGUCUCCACCGGUCAAGACUCCAAAAUGUCCGUCUGGGACGUCCGCAUGUUCAAAGAGGUCAACAACUACUUCUUGCGUUCUCCUGGCUCUUCCGUCGCCAUCUCAGACACAAAUCUUACAGCCGUGGGCUGGGGCACUCAAACCACAAUCUGGCGCGACCUCUUCAAANAAAACGUUGCUGACCAACAAAAAGUCCAAUCGCCGUACAUGGCCUGGGGCGGCGAAGGCAACCGCAUUGAGCGCGUUCGCUGGUGUCCCUAUGAAGAUAUCCUCGGUAUCUCGCACAAUAAAGGUUUCUCCUCAGUAAUCGUCCCUGGUGCUGGAGAAGCCAACCCUGACAGCUUGGAAGUCUUGCUCUACGAGAACCCCAAGCAGAGACAGGAACGCGAAGUCAAGGCUCUCCUCAACAAACUGCAACCGGAGAUGAUUUCGCUCGAUCCAGAGUUCAUUGGUCAGCUCGAUCGCGCAUCCCAUGCCCAACGCGAACAAGAAAGAGAUCUGGACAGAAAACCCGAAGACCCGUUUGCCAAGAUCAAAAACAGGGGUAGAGGCAAANACAGCAGUUUGCGCAAGUACCUGCGCAAGCAAGGCUCCAAGAACAUCAUCGACGAGCGCAAAGUCAGGAUCCAGGAACUCAGAAAAGAGCAGGCCAAGAGGAAUAACAAGGCUAGACAAGGCGAGGUCGAGCUGGGGCCUGCACUUGCGAGAUUUGCCAGGAAGGCUUGA